UGAGUAACUUCAAAAGAACGUCAAAACAGAAACAGUUCAAACAGUUGAAACAGUAGUCUGGUCCGUAAACGUACAUCAGUAAAAGAGAUUAGAUUCAAAUAACGUUUCAACUAUGGAGAACAUAGCGUCGAUUCCUGGCGGCAGUGUUGUGGCCAUGGCCGGAGAUGAAUGCGUGGCCAUUGCUACGGAUCAUAUUAUUGUUUGCGAAGGCGACAAAUACGACUUUGACUUCGGAAAUAUGUUCAAAGUGCAUCCCUUUAUAUAUAUGGCGAUCUCAGGAUGCCAGGAAGAUAUUAUUAGACUGCGCAAUCGCAUGCUGCUACGUAAGAAUAUGUUCGGUAAUUUUACGCCGGAGAUAUAUGCACAAAAUCUGUCAAACUACCUGAAGGAGCCCCGUUUGAAGCCCUAUCAAGUCGAGAGCGUUGUGGCCGGCCUCAACACAGAAACAGUAAUGCCGUUUAUCUGCGGUGUGAAUACGAGUGGAGAACUGAUGAACUCCAAAGACUUUUCGGCGUCCGGAAAGUGCCCGGCAAUUGGUACCAUGUGCAAGGCUCUCUGGAAACCAGAUCUGAAGCCGUCCGAUCUGUUGACAGUGAUAUCCGACUCCAUCAUGGAUGGCUCCGAUCUCAUGGGCGCCGACUGCUGGGGUGCCACUAUCUACGUUGUACACAAGACUUCUGAGAAAAUUGUACUGCUGCCCAAGAAUUAAUCUAUGUGUAAUGUGUAAUGUGUGCGUGUGUGUGUGUGUGUGCCUAAACAAUAACAAUAACAAUAACAAUAAAACAAGAAUACACUAUGAUGCAAAAUUGAAUGUGUGUGGUUCCUAUAGUUCCAACUAUUACGUAUAUGUAGGUGUUCAAUCCUUGCGGCUCCAACAAUACAUAGCCUUUGCAGGUACAUAUAUAAGGAACGGAAAUGGAAU
Molecule: messenger RNA, 922 nt
Organism: Drosophila miranda
Lineage: Eukaryota; Metazoa; Arthropoda; Insecta; Diptera; Drosophilidae
Product: proteasome subunit beta type-3-like
Exons: 3
Coding region: 113-709 (198 amino acids)
Cellular component (GO): proteasome core complex
Source: RefSeq, a predicted model, not a curated record